Messenger RNA from Dictyostelium purpureum, 1248 nucleotides. RefSeq lists its product as uncharacterized. The record is from RefSeq and is a predicted model, not a curated record. The transcript is spliced from 3 exons. NCBI's taxonomy places the organism in Eukaryota, Evosea, Eumycetozoa, Dictyosteliales, Dictyosteliaceae. Gene Ontology annotation, biological process: DNA recombination; double-strand break repair via nonhomologous end joining; positive regulation of ligase activity. Gene Ontology annotation, cellular component: DNA-dependent protein kinase-DNA ligase 4 complex; DNA ligase IV complex; nucleus. Gene Ontology annotation, molecular function: DNA binding. Bases 1 to 1248 code for a protein of 415 amino acids.
AUGAUAGAAUCGUCAAUAUCAAGAUUCGAUAACAUAACAGACAAUAGCGAGCUAACAAAUGGCGAUGGUAUAUAUUAUAUUAAAUGUAAUUGGCAACACAACUCCUUCACAAUAUACCUCACGGAUCUCACAAAUGUUUGGUCAUCCAACAUACCUUCAAAAUAUAUAGACAAUAUAUUAAAACCUCAAGGAAUGGCAUCUGAAGAAUAUAUGAAUUUAUUAAAGAAAUCACUUUUAAAUCAAGAUAUCACCAAAAAACAAUUUGACUAUAAAAUUAAUAAAUCUAAAAAAUCAUCUAGUGACAUAGAGCUUUGUAUUAUAAUUAUUUUAUCAGAAUUUGAUAAUAUCAAUAUAAAAUCAAACAUACCACUUAUCAAAGUUAACAACACCCAUCAGUCAUUCCAAAACUAUUUCAACUGGCUAUUUGAAAAAUAUAAAUCAUUAACAGAUCAAAACCAACAACUUGUACAAUUAAAUCAAUCAUUACAAUUACAAUUUAAUCAAUCAAUAGAGCAAAAUAAGAUAUUUAUAAAGGAAAAAGAAAAGAUAGAAUCUGAUCUAUAUGAAAAGUUUAUAAUAAUAUUAAACGAAAAGAAAAAGAAAAUUAAAGAAUUUAAACAAAAAAUUGAAGGUUUAACAAUUGAAAAUAAUAAUUUAAUAAAACAAAAUCAACAUAAUAAUAAUAACAAUAAUAGUAAUAAAAAACUACCCCAAGCACCAAUAAAAAACACACCUAAAAAGAAAAUAAAAUUUAAUAAUAGUAGCUAUGGUUCAAUAUUUGAUGAUAUUAUGCACAAUGGUGAUAACGAUGAUAAUGAUGAUUUCAAAAAUACAAUUGAUGACAUAGACAAUACCUAUAAACCAACAUUUAACAACUCUACUCUAUCUAUAGAUCUACUUUCCAAUGAUGAUGCAUAUAGCGUACCAAUAAGUGUUAGAAAAAGAUUUAAACCUCCGAACAACAGUAAUGAUAUGAAUAAUACUCUGACCACAACCUCUACCGCUUCUACCACACCAAUUACAAACCUAUCGAGUAAUUUAAAAACACCAACCAAGAAGAGAACUAGUAUAUCCCCAAAGAAAUCCCCAUUCAAGCAGCCCCAACAACAACAACCACAACAACAACAACAGCAGCAGAAACAACAACCCACUCUUAAUUAUCGCCCAUCACCCAUUAAGAAACGACAGAGUACCAAUAGUAACUACAUAACCCAUCGAGUACAGCUAUCAAGGCAAAUUCAAAUCUAG